AUGGUGGAACCAGUCAUUGGACAACAUUUGUCGCACCUAGUGGUACUCAACACCCUCGUAGGACCGUCAUCCCCCUUCUGUGAGAGUUGCAAAUCUAACCAAUGACGAUUUGUGGAUCCAGCCAAGGACAAGGAUAGGUGUUCUUCACGCAGUCAGCAACAUCGAAAGUGGUGUGGAAUUCAAGAGAGUGUCAAUCAACGAAGAAAUGGUUACGGUGCAAGAUAGCGAGAACAUAUCCAUUCCAGACGUCGUAGUACUGAAUGUCCUUGCAACGGACUUUCCCCAGAGCAGCAAGAAAAGCUGGACGCACUGUUGAACAAGCAUGCUUCCGUAUUUUCAAAGUCAGACGAUGACAUUGGCUACACGGAGACGGUUAAACACAAAAUUAGGACGGAUGAUGACAUCCAGGUUACGCAACCCUACAGACGAAUUCCCCCAAAUCAAUACCAAGAGGUGAAGAAACACAUUCAGAAAUUACUUGAUAGCUCAGUCAUUCGUGAAAGUCACAGCCCUUGUGCAUCUCUUAUUGUGUUAGUGAGAAAGAAGAACGGCUCCCUUCGCCUGUGCGUUGAUUAUCGAAAGCUCAACUUAAGAACGCAAAAGGACUCCCUUUACCCCGGUAGACGAGUCACUUGA
Paramuricea clavata is the source of this 636-nucleotide messenger RNA. The record is from the annotation of a GenBank genome assembly. Lineage: Eukaryota; Metazoa; Cnidaria; Anthozoa; Malacalcyonacea; Plexauridae.